Molecule: messenger RNA, 1795 nt
Organism: Fusarium vanettenii 77-13-4
Lineage: Eukaryota; Fungi; Ascomycota; Sordariomycetes; Hypocreales; Nectriaceae
Exons: 4
Coding region: 1-1533 (510 amino acids)
Biological process (GO): regulation of DNA-templated transcription
Molecular function (GO): DNA-binding transcription factor activity, RNA polymerase II-specific; zinc ion binding
Source: RefSeq, a predicted model, not a curated record
AUGGUGUAUUGUGGGAAAGCCUCUCAGGGCUGCCAAAACUGCCGCACGCGACGCAUCAAGUGUGACAAGGUAAAACCAGAAUGCUCACAAUGCAUUCGCGUCGGCAAAAGGUGUCCGGGCUACCGCGACCAACUAUCUCUCAUGUUUCGUGAUGAGAGCAGCAAGGUGAUGCAAAAGGCGCACGCGCAAUGGGGCGUUGGCGAAUCUGGUUCAGAAAUGACCUCACAAUCUUCGUCAAGCUCUUCAGCUUCAUCUAGCGCCUCAACUUCUGCGUCUGCCGCUUCUUCUGUUCCGACCCUGUCGUUCUCGGUAGCACAGCCAGUCGCCAUUGUGCCACCACCACGCCUUCCAACUCCCGUCGACCCGAGCCUCGAAGAACAGGGAGUUCAGUUCUACAUCAACCGCUAUCUCAUCGGCCACCCUGACGAGCCCAAGACUCCAGGCGACCUUUCUUCUACCGAAUGGUUAUGGGACCCCGCAGUACAGGAUGUCAUGGCCGCCAUCGGUCUCGCCAGCUUAUCAAAUCUCAGGGGUGACCAAAACUUGAUGACGACGGCCCGCCAGAGAUAUGGAAUGGCCCUGAAGCAGACUGGCCGCCUCAUCCAGACUUCGGUGACGCCAGACUUUGAGGUUACCAUGCGCUCCGUCGUCAUGCUUGCCAUGUUCGAGGUGUGUGCCCUCAGCCCUGAUUUUUCUUCAUCUUCCUCCCCCAUGUUCAUCCCCGCGCAAAUGUCGGCUACUCCUCUGCCAGCUCCGCUCUCUGAGUGGAUUACGUUCAGUUAUGCUCUUCUUGAUCCCCCCGAUCGCCCAGCUGCCGACCUAGGCAUCUUGAUUUGCCGCUUUAUCGAACUAUCGACUCAUAUUCAGAUACAUGUUCUCAGCGAUGGCCGGUCGCAUACAACCUCGACGCUGAAGCAGCUUUUGGACAUUGACGCAGCAUUUGCGGAAUGGGACCGCAAACUCGGGCCAACUUGGAGAUUCCGCACUGAGAAAACAGACGGUCUACCCCCUACCGCAGUCUUUGAGGGCGAGUACCACAUCUAUUUCGAUAUGUUUGUCGCCCGAAUGUGGGGUCACUACCGCUGGGCGAGGACCCUGCUCAACCGGAUCAUUGCAGACUUUAUCACGAGUCACCCGUUAUCUAGUGCAUCGUUGGUCACAACAUCCGAAUACAAAAACCGGCUCGAGGUAGUUCGGCUCCUGGCCCGAGAUACCCUCAUCAGCACGCCGACACACUGGCGACAUCCCCUCCUUACCGACAAAUUCGCGGUACCAGUGGAGAAUAUGGGAGGAGCAGGCUCAGGUUCAGCUGGUCUUCCGAUCGUUCUUUUCCACCUACAGGCUGCUGCUUGUGGUCCGGGCUCUUUGGAUACAUAUUGGGAUUGGGCUAUUGGGGUGAUGGAGUGCAUUUGGGGCGAUCUGGGCAUCCUCCAUGCCAAGGCCAUGAUGGACUCUAUGAGAUCACAUCGAGACUCGGUCAAGGUAAAAACAGAAAAUGAUUUAAACCCGGGUGAGGUAAAGGGGGUCAGGUAAAGGGCAUGGUAUCGGCCGAGGGUUUUUGGGUGCACAAUCUGGCGCAUAUUCAUGGUGAUUUUUUGGGGGAUUGGGGAUGGUGGUUCAGGCAUGGGCAUCAGGAGCUUCCGUGAGGGUCGUGAAGCUGUAAGCUGUACCACAGUCGGCGACGUUUAGAGUGUUAUGUGCUUUCUCAGGCGUUGAGUUGUUUGGGACACCGCCUGCUAUGGCUUGUUUUGACAGGGUGUCGGCGCAAUACUAUCUCCAUUUGUUGGGUUUCUGC